This is a messenger RNA of Aphanomyces astaci, 1278 nucleotides long. RefSeq lists its product as hypothetical. NCBI's taxonomy places the organism in Eukaryota, Oomycota, Saprolegniomycetes, Saprolegniales, Verrucalvaceae. The record is from RefSeq and is a predicted model, not a curated record. The coding region runs from base 1 to 1278 and encodes 425 amino acids. The transcript is spliced from 3 exons.
AUGGAAUUCGCGUCGUGGAGUCGUGAGGAGCAAAAGUCGCGCUUGAAAGAAUGGAAUGCCAAGGCGAAGCAGCUCAAAGCGACCUGCCAACCGAGUGUUGUUGCCUCGACCCCUGAAGGAGAUCGAUCUGACAGCGCAUCGACCUUUGUGGGCACCCCAGCGUACGUAAAUAACGAGGCUCCCGCGUCCAAGCCAAAGGAGCGAGCACAACCCCUGACCUCUGUCGCAGCGAUUCAAGCGUCAUACAAAUCCAGAUGGAGAUCGGACGAGGCCAAGCGAUUUGCGCUCGUAAAGCGGACCCCACACUACCAAUCUUGGGAUGAUCGUCGACGUCUAGAAGCGUCGCAAAUGAGGGUGCCACCAGCUGCGGAUGUCAAUAUUCUGCCCCAAGCAGGGGACAAUGACGAAUUCAACGGAUCGGUUGGUACAGACAACUGCAUCGAAGUUCACGAAGACGCGAAGUUUGGCCAGGAUGACGUGUGGCUCCAGAACUUAUCGUAUGUGGCCAUCGCCCGAGAUUCAGCUCUCAAACAGCAAGUGCUUGGUCACAUUCGAGCCGCGUUGCUGCAAGGCCAGGUCGUGCACUUGAAGCUAGACGCACAAGCAACCGGCGAUUCCGUAGCCGACUCACGAUUACUUGCGCAACAGCUGACCAUCGCGAGUUUGCUCUUCUGCGAUCGUACACAGGAGAUCGUGCCCCGCACUCAGGUUGCGGCCACGCUAAGCAAAGCCUCCCCCAAGGACAAGCAGAGGACAAAAGGCAAGGCAAGUGCCAAAGGUCGAAGAUACAAGCGAAAAGUUCAAUCUUUUGCCGCCCCGGUCAUCCAUGUUGACGAGAACGAAGAAGUCGAAGGACAAGAUGCCAACUCGUUCUUUGAUCAUACGUCCUUCCUGGUGGAGCCGCCAACGAAACCCAAACAGAACAACACUCACCCAACGGACACUGUGCCGCUCCAUCGCCGCGGGAGCGAUGAUUUCAGUGCAUUUGGGGAAGAUGUGGUGAAGAUGGAAGCUACGGCACGGACGGGCGAGCCUUCGGCCGCCAUGAAAGACUUUGGCGGGAGCAUUGAUGUUGAUCUGGUGACGCGGCACAUGGCCUUGUUGACGGCGACGACGCCGUCGCCGCCGCUCCAUGUCGAGGACAUUCCAAUGUUGGACAGCAUCAUGGACGACGAGCAGCAUGCCGCCGUGGAAACAGAGAAGUACGAGAGAACGUGGCCAGCGGGCAAGAUGUUUGGCGACGAUGACAAGGAGGUCGACCCCGACCAAACGACUUAG